This is a messenger RNA of Cetraspora pellucida, 876 nucleotides long. NCBI's taxonomy places the organism in Eukaryota, Fungi, Glomeromycota, Glomeromycetes, Diversisporales, Gigasporaceae. The record is from the annotation of a GenBank genome assembly.
AUGUUACCUUUGUUUACGGACACACAUUCUUUUAAGGACUUGCGAGAGAGAUUCUUUGCCUCACGAUUUAUUCCCGAGUCAAAAAGACCUCAUAUUUAUGUAUCGGUAUUACCAGCCCUGGAAAAUAUUCUAUACGGUGAUAAUUUAUCUGCUAUCAUUUCAAUGCAUACAAAUGUUUUCAAAGAUGUCUUGGCUUGGCUACCGUAUGGUGUACUUCACUUUAUGUUACCAUUUUUCACUAGUCUAUGGCUUUGGUGGUUUGGACCUCCUGGGAUCCUAGCUGUUUUUGCAAGGGCUUUUGGUUAUAUGAACCUUGCUGGUGUGUUGACUCAAUUAGCAUUUCCUUGCUCUCCACCUUGGUAUGAAUACGUUUAUGGAAUGAAUACUCCUGCUUCAUACUCAAUGCCAGGUCAUGCUGGGGGGUUGAUUCGUAUUGAUGAGUUGUUCAACUUUAAUACAUAUGAAACUGCAUUUAAUGGUUCUCCAAUGGUGUUUGGUGCUUUUCCUUCUUUACACUCUGCAUGUGCAAUUAUUCAAACUCUUUUUAUUUCUUACACUUUACCAAAAUCUCGUCCUUUAUGUUUGACUUACGUGUUUUGGAUUUGGUGGGCCUGUAUGUAUUUGACACAUCAUUAUAUGGUUGAUUUAGUUGGAGGUGGUGUUUAUGCUAUCGUGGCUUUCUGGUUUGCUUGGGAUUGGUUGCCACCUGUUAAUAUCACUGGUAAUUCUGAUGAUUCUGAUGAUAAUGUUGAUGGUACUUUAUUAAUACAAAACAAUAAUAGCAGUGUUUCGAUACCUUGCAUUGAACCUAAUGUUAAACUUUUUAAUUCCGAUUGUAAUGAAUUUAAAGUUGAGAUUGCUAGUAUUAGUAUGUGA